AUGUACGAUGUCACAACUAACCUGGAAGACCACAUCAAGACAUUUACCAAUCGGAUAACGUUUCAUACUUGGAAGGACGCCAUCUGGUGUCGAGCCUUCUCCUUAUCUCUAGAAGGGGAAGGGCUAGAGUGGUUCAAUUCCUUGCCUCUUAACACAAUUAAGAACUUUGAAAGACUUAAGCGCAUGUUUGGACAACAAUUUGCGGGCAACCAGGCCCAAGACUUGACCGUUUUUGCGUUGGUAAACCCUAAGAAGGAGAAGGAAGAAUCAUUCAGGGCAUUCAUGGACCGGCUAGAACUGUUCGUCGAUAGCAUUUGUCAACGAGCCCUUAUGACUAUGGAGGAGUUAAGGGAACGGGCGGAGGAGGUUAUAAGGGUGGAGGAGAUGAAGGAGGUAUGGGGUGAGCAAGGUGCUUGUAGACAAGGACAACUUUGUCGACAUUCUGUAUUGGAAGAUGUUCCAACAGAUGUUGGAAGAUCUGAUUGUGCCCUAAAACGAGCAAAUAGUGGGCUUCGCAGGAAAACAAGUGGAUACUUGGGGGUACGUGGAGCUUCGUACCCCCCUCGGGACCGGUCGGGAGAGCGAAGAUUAGCGGGGCGUUACUUGUUGGUGGAAGUCAACACAUCUUACAACGUGCUACUGAGCACCAUGUUUUAA
This is a messenger RNA of Vigna angularis (adzuki bean), 657 nucleotides long. RefSeq lists its product as uncharacterized. The coding region runs from base 1 to 657 and encodes 218 amino acids. Lineage: Eukaryota; Viridiplantae; Streptophyta; Magnoliopsida; Fabales; Fabaceae. The record is from RefSeq and is a predicted model, not a curated record. The transcript is spliced from 3 exons.